ACGUGUUUCAAUUUGCUCAACCAUGUAGUCUCUGAUUGGCCGGCCGGCGACACACUCGACUCGCUCCCCCAGGCAGUAUAUUACACUUGUAGUAUAUUGUACACUUACAGUACACUUAGUAUAUUGUUUCCACCGUUCACCACAGACUUUGACCGAACGAAAUUGAGCACAUAAGUGACAUGGCCUCGCCAGAGUUCCGUUUUGAGGGCUCGUCCUCCAAGCUCACCCUAAGACCCACGGAGGAUGCGGUCAGGCUGACCCGCCUGUACAAACAGCAGGUCAGCAGCUGGGACGCCAAGAACGUGGACACGGUGAGGGAGGAGGCGAAGGCUCGUGUGCUGGAGCAGGGUGGGGACCCUGCAGACAUGGACCUUCUACUAGCUGAGAGCGAGCUUCAGUUCGGACCAUACGCGGGCCAGACCUUCCGCUGGCUGCUCGAAAAUGAUGUGCACUAUGCGUGUAGAGUCUUAGUGUUCCACGAGAAGUUGUCUGCAACGGAAAAGGCGUGGCCGGCGGCAGAUACGAAGAACAAACAUGCCCUCGCCUCCUACGCCAAGCUGUUUCCACCGAUGGUCGCCGCUAUCGACCGGCGCAGAUUAUUGGAGGCCAGGCGUCCCUCGGACGGGAUCGAUAACAUGACGCUGGGUUUUGGUGAGCACGGCGACCGAACAUUCAGGUCCUUGUAUGGUGCCAGGGACGUCAGGACCCGACACUACGUGCAGUACGUACGUAAAUUAAAGAUACCGGAGGGAAGCCAAAUCUAUCGACUUCAGCAGUACAUCUUGGCACGUGACAAGGAGCCAUCAGUUCAUGCGAGUGUGGACCCCAAGACAGAGUCUGAUGCGGAGCCCAUGGAAGUAGCUGCCGAGGUUGACUCUCAAGACUCCACCAUCGGGGACGACCUGGCGGCACCAGUUCAGUCCACCUCCUCCCUUGUUGGUCCCCAAGCAGCCAGAGCACCUGCCACGACAGAGGCUGUGUCCUCGCUGUCGUCAGCACAGUCCGACUCUGGUGCACAGCUGCUGCCUAGAGGCUGGAGGGCGACGCUCCCCGAGGAGCAGCAAGACUGGGUGGGCCGGGCACUGUUCCGCAGGACGGGCGGCGGGCAGUCCGUGCUCACCACCGACCUCCGCUUGUGGUGGUAUCCACCCGGACCCCGGCUCGUCUACACGCAGCCUCCUGCAACGUCCCACCCCUUCUUCCAGCAGCCAUUCUUUUUGUGGAUGCCCUAUAGAAUGUGGGCCUACCCCCUGAAGUGCCCCACCUGCAAGAGCUCCCUCCGGGCCGCCGGCCUGUACAAGACGGUGCGGAGGGUGCUGGACAGGAGCAGGUGGUACUUCAUGGGGACGGAGUACCUGGAGUGCCAUGGCUGCAGGAAGAAGGUGGCGGGCUGGUCGCAGGCCAUCCUGGAGCAGCUGGACCUGUCGCACCGACGGGAGUUCCCUGCUGUCCUCACGUACAGGUUGGCCUGCGACAAAGCGCUGAUCAACACGCUAAAGGUGCGCACAUUGGGCAACAGCGCCACUCGCCUCCACGCCACCCUGGUGGAAGAGCACACCACGGCCUGGAUACACCAAUCCCACAAGUAUCUGGGCGUGCUGUGUAAGCUGGGGGUCGAGCAGUCACGGCCAUUCCCUCAAAUGCACCCGGUGCCCGGCAUGUCCUGGUUACUUGGGGUGUACGUCCGCGACGCCAUGUCGAGGUUGCCGGAGACGAAGGCCAAGACCACCUCCGUGUUUGGCUCCAUCUUAAAGAUGGGCUCAACCAAGAAGGUCACCAAGAAGCUGGCAGGCACCGCCGCCGGGUCCGCCGCCUGGUCCACAAACGUGGGCAACGAGCACGGGCAGGUGCUAAUGUCUGUCCUGACGGCGGCAGAGGGCGACGGUCUGGCAGACAUGAUGGCAGGACUGAUGCGCCGGUACCGCGACGCAGGGCAGGCCCCUCCGAAGGUCCUGUACGUGGACCGCGACUGCUGCGCCAGCGGGGAACAGUUGCACGUGCGGCAGCAGUUUCAGGAGUGGCCGGAGCUGAUUGUCCGUCUGGACGUGUGGCACCUCAUGCGGCGGUUCGCCAGAGGUGUCACCACAGACGCCCACCAGCUGUACGGCCUCUUCAUGGCGAGGCUGUCCUACGCCAUUUUUGUGUGGGACGAUGAAGACGUGGCUCGCUUGGAGCGGUCGCAGGAGGGGGCAAGCCACGUGACGCUGACUGCCAAAGAGAUGGCCCGACACUGCCGGCGUCGCACGAGGGGCGCGGAGGAAACGCGGCGGCUCAUUCGGGAGGUGCUGGACGCCUUCUGGUCCGCGAGCGACACGCAGGGCAGGCCCCUGAUCGACCGAGACAGAAUGCUGGACAUUCAGAGGACCCAGGCCCGACAUCUGGAGUGCAUCCAGGACCCCGCAGGAGUAGCGCUCUACACACAGACGGGCGAGAUCACCAGAGGCGGGGUGAAGCUACCCGUCUACCGAUGCGCCAGGGGGUCCACGUCCCUGGAGUCGUUUCACCUGCACCUGUGCCGCUUCAUCCCGGGUACGUCUGCCAGCGACGUACGCUUCCAGGUGUACCUGCUGGAGGGCCUGGCGCGGUGGAACGAAGACAGGGGCAGGGCCUCCGUCGAGGGAGGCCACCGGUCGCUGAGGUGCUACGACGCCCAGCUGGUGCACUCUUUCGGUCUAAAAACCCAGAGGUUCUUGGGCAAGACCCUGGUUGAGACCUACACAGUACCCAGGGAGUACACAGGAGAACUCAUCGGGGUGGAGUACCUGUACUCCCAAACGGGGGCCGUGCUGCAACAGGAUUUGGGCGACCCCGAUGAGGAGAAGGAGGAGUCCUCGGACGAGGGCUUCGACCAGGAGGGACAAGAAGUCCAGGAGGAGGAGGAGGAGCAGCCGGAGGAGGUCCGCCUCUUAAAAUACCACCACGCUCUCCUCCUCCAAGAGCGUGAGAUGGAGCAGGAGGAGGAGAUCGUAGUCGGUCCAGACGGCCACGGCGGAUACCAGCACGUCGUGGCGUUGGCUCUCGCUCUCGCCGCGCUCAGGCACCGGCCCUUCGUGUCUCAAAGGCAGGCCGACGACAUCGUCGCCCUGUGGCAGCACCUCCCCGUCAGGGACAAGGAGCCGGUGUCCUUCCCGCCGCCGGCGAGCCGCAGGCGCGCCGAUACAGCUCCGCGCGUGGAGAGCGUGAAACGCGCCGUCCUGGGUCAGGGGGCGGGAGCGGCGCACUCUCCCAAGGUCAGCAGGCUCUUGGUGGCUCUAAUGUUGGAGCUGUGCCGCGCCAGAGACAGCGAGGGUGCCACCGUAGCCGGGGUGCGCGUUCAUCGUUGGGCCGGUGUCAUCAGGGACUACAAGUCCAUCCGGGACAAUAUAUUGAGCUGCCCCACGCUGAUGGCACAUACCCAUAUCACCCUGUACGAGGUGAACCAGCGGACCCUGUCCUCCUGGUACAAUGAACGCGCCAAGGUUGCGGCAAGGGAGACGCUGCACGCAGGCGCAGCGCCCCCCAGUGCCCCACGGACGUCCGAGGCCCUCCCCGCUGCCCGGAGUCUGCUGCCGGAGGCCAUCCAGCCCGACCGUCCCAUGCAGCACAACCUGCCCGCUGACGAGUCAGGCCUGGCCGUGACCCGCAGGGGCCCGCUAGCACCGGGCCUCUUCGCAUUGGCUGUGCAGCAGGCCGAGACACCGUCCUCGCUCACGUCGCCCACCGCCACCGGGCCCUCCACCGCCACCGGGCCUACCGCCGGACCCUCCACCGCCGGACCCUCCACCGCCGGACCCUCCACCGCCGGACCCUCCACCGCCGGUCCCUGCACCGCCGGUCCCUGCACCGCCGGUCCCUCCACCGCCGGUCCCUCCACCGCCGGACCCUCCACCGCCGGACCCUGCACCGCCGGUCCCUCCACCGCCGGACCCUCCACCUCCUCCACGGCAGCAACGGGAGUCUCCCGUACCACACGGUGGAGGUGGAAGGUUCUGCAGGAGAAAGCCCGUCUGGCCCAGGAGGACAGUUCUGCCACUCCUAAUAAGGCCAAGCGGGUAUUUAAUUGCAGCUCCUGUGGGCAGCCGAGAACGCGUGCCACUGGCCACAGCCGGUACAAAAAGGUGGCUUUCUGUUCGAAAACGGACGGACGGACUGUGGAGCAGUGGCACGCAGACAUGGCACGAGAGGAGGCCUCUGCCAAGGACCAUUUUGACAUGGCCUCGCCAGAGUUCCGUUUUGAGGGCUCGUCCUCCAAGCUCACCCUAAGACUCAAGGAGGUUGCGGUCAGGCUGACCCGCCUGAACGAACACCAGGUCACCAGCUGGGGCGCCAAGAACGUGGACACGGUGAGGGAGGAGGCGAAGGCUCGUGUGCAGUACAUCUCAGCACUUCAUGCGAGUGUGGACCCCAAGACAGAGUCUGAUGCGGAGCCCAUGGAAGUAGCUGCCGAGGUUGACUCUCAAGACUCCACCAUCGGGGACGACCUGGCGGCACCAGUUCAGUCCACCUCCUCCCUUGUUGGUCCCCAAGCAGCCAGAGCACCUGCCACGACAGAGGCUGUGUCCUCGCUGUCGUCAGCACAGUCCGACUCUGGUGCACAGCUGCUGCCUAGAGGCUGGAGGGCGACGCUCCCCGAGGAGCAGCAAGACUGGGUGGGCCGGGCACUGUUCCGCAGGACGGGCGGCGGGCAGUCCGUGCUCACCACCGACCUCCGCUUGUGGUGGUAUCCACCCGGACCCCGGCUCGUCUACACGCAGCCUCCUGCAACGUCCCACCCCUUCUUCCAGCAGCCAUUCUUUUUGUGGAUGCCCUAUAGAAUGUGGGCCUACCCCCUGAAGUGCCCCACCUGCAAGAGCUCCCUCCGGGCCGCCGGCCUGUACAAGACGGUGCGGAGGGUGCUGGACAGGAGCAGGUGGUACUUCAUGGGGACGGAGUACCUGGAGUGCCAUGGCUGCAGGAAGAAGGUGGCGGGCUGGUCGCAGGCCAUCCUGGAGCAGCUGGACCUGUCGCACCGACGGGAGUUCCCUGCUGUCCUCACGUACAGGUUGGCCUGCGACAAAGCGCUGAUCAACACGCUAAAGGUGCGCACAUUGGGCAACAGCGCCACUCGCCUCCACGCCACCCUGGUGGAAGAGCACACCACGGCCUGGAUACACCAAUCCCACAAGUAUCUGGGCGUGCUGUGUAAGCUGGGGGUCGAGCAGUCACGGCCAUUCCCUCAAAUGCACCCGGUGCCCGGCGUGUCCUGGUUACUUGGGGUGUACGUCCGCGACGCCAUGUCGAGGUUGCCGGAGACGAAGGCCAAGACCACCUCCGUGUUUGGCUCCAUCUUAAAGAUGGGCUCAACCAAGAAGGUCACCAAGAAGCUGGCAGGCACCGCCGCCGGGUCCGCCGCCUGGUCCACAAACGUGGGCAACGAGCACGGGCAGGUGCUAAUGUCUGUCCUGACGGCGGCAGAGGGGGACGGUCUGGCAGACAUGACGGCAGGACUGAUGCGCCGGUACCGCGACGCAGGGCAGGCCCCUCCGAAGGUCCUGUACGUGGACCGCGACUGCUGCGCCAGCGGGGAACAGUUGCACGUGCGGCAGCUGUUUCAGGAGUGGCCGGAGCUGAUUGUCCGUCUGGACGUGUGGCACCUCAUGCGGCGGUUCGCCAGAGGUGUGACCACAGACGCCCACCAGCUGUACGGCCUCUUCAUGGCGAGGCUGUCCUACGCCAUUUUUGUGUGGGACGAUGAAGACGUGGCUCGCUUGGAGCGGGCUAAGCGGUCGCAGGAGGGGGCAAGCCACGUGACGCUGACUGCCAAAGAGAUGGCCCGACACUGCCGGCGUCGCACGAGGGGCGCGGAGGAAACGCGGCGGCUCAUUCGGGAGGUGCUGGAUGCCUUCUGGUCCGCGAGUGACACGCAGGGCAGGCCCCUGAUCGACCGAGACAGAAUGCUGGACAUUCAGAGGACCCAGGCCCGACAUCUGGAGUGCAUCCAGGACCCCGCAGGAGUAGCGCUCUACACACAGACGGGCGAGAUCACCAGAGGCGGGGUGAAGCUACCCGUCUACCGAUGCGCCAGGGGGUCCACGUCCCUGGAGUCGUUUCACCUGCACCUGUGCCGCUUCAUCCCGGGUACGUCUGCCAGCGACGUACGCUUCCAGGUGUACCUGCUGGAGGGCCUGGCGCGGUGGAACGAAGACAGGGGCAGGGCCUCAGUCGAGGGAGGCCACCGGUCGCUGAGGUGCUACGACGCCCAGCUGGUGCACUCUUUCGGUCUAAAAACCCAGAGGUUCUUGGGCAAGACCCUGGUUGAGACCUACACAGUACCCAGGGAGUACACAGGAGAACUCAUCGGGGUGGAGUACCUGUACUCCCAAACGGGGGCCGUGCUGCAACAGGAUUUGGGCGACCCCGAUGAGGAGAAGGAGGAGUCCUCGGACGAGGGCUUCGACCAGGAGGGACAAGAAGUCCAGGAGGAGGAGGAGGAGCAGCCGGAGGAGGUCCGCCUCUUAAAAUACCACCACGCUCUCCUCCUCCAAGAGCGUGAGAUGGAGCAGGAGGAGGAGAUCGUAGUCGGUCCAGACGGCCACGGCGGAUACCAGCACGUUGUGGCGUUGGCUCUCGCUCUCGCCGCGCUCAGGCACCGGCCCUUCGUGUCUCAAAGGCAGGCCGACGACAUCGUCGCCCUGUGGCAGCGCCUCCCCGUCAGGGACAAGGAGCCGGUGUCCUUCCCGCCGCCGCCGAGCCGCAGGCGCGCCGAUACAGCUCCGCGCGUGGAGAGCGUGAAACGCGCCGUCCUGGGUCAGGGGGCGGGAGCGGCGCACUCUCCCAAGGUCAGCAGGCUCUUGGUGGCUCUAAUGUUGGAGCUGUGCCGCGCCAGAGACAGCGAGGGUGCCACCGUAGCCGGGGUGCGCGUUCAUCGUUGGGCCGGUGUCAUCAGGGACUACAAGUCCAUCCGGGACAAUAUAUUGAGCUGCCCCACGCUGAUGGCACAUACCCAUAUCACCCUGUACGAGGUGAACCAGCGGACCCUGUCCUCCUGGUACAAUGAACGCGCCAAGGUUGCGGCAAGGGAGACGCUGCACGCAGGCGCAGCGCCCCCCAGUGCCCCACGGACGUCCGAGGCCCUCCCCGCUGCCCGGAGUCUGCUGCCGGAGGCCAUCCAGCCCGACCGUCCCAUGCAGCACAACCUGCCCGCUGACGAGUCAGGCCUGGCCGUGACCCGCAGGGGCCCACUAGCACCGGGCCUCUUCGCAUUGGCUGUGCAGCAGGCUGAGACACCGUCCUCCUCGCUCACGUCGCCCACCGCCACCGGGCCCUCCACCGCCACCGGGCCUACCGCCGGACCCCCCACCGCCGGACCCCCCACCGCCGGACCCUCCACCGCCGGACCCUGCACCGCCGGUCCCUCCACCGCCGGACCCUCCACCGCCGGACCCUCCACCGCCGGACCCUCCACCGCCGGACCCUGCACCGCCGGUCCCUCCACCGCCGGACCCCCCACCGCCGGACCCUCCACCGCCGGACCCUCCACCGCCGGACCCCCCACCGCCGGUCCCUCCACCGCCGGUCCCUGCACCGCCGGACCCUGCACCGCCGGUCCCUCCACCGCCGGACCCUCCACCGCCGGACCCUGCACCGCCGGACCCUGCACCGCCGGUCCCUCCACCGCCGGUCCCUCCACCGCCGGUCCCUCCACCGCCGGACCCUGCACCUCCUCCACGGCAGCAACGGGAGUCUCCCGUACCACACGGUGGAGGUGGAAGGUUCUGCAGGAGAAAGCCCGUCUGGCCCAGGAGGACAGUUCUGCCACUCCUAAUAAGGCCAAGCGGGGAUCUGUUCUGAGCCUCAUGCUGAUCACCCAGAUGACGACCCAUGACUGUCAACCCAGGUACAGCAGCAACCACGUUCUGAAGUACGCAGAUGACACAGUAGUUGUGGGCCUCAUUCAGGAUUACAACUAA
This is a messenger RNA of Synchiropus splendidus (mandarinfish), 7928 nucleotides long. RefSeq lists its product as uncharacterized. Lineage: Eukaryota; Metazoa; Chordata; Actinopteri; Syngnathiformes; Callionymidae. Bases 180 to 7928 code for a protein of 2582 amino acids. The transcript has 31 exons. The record is from RefSeq and is a predicted model, not a curated record.